Messenger RNA from Beta vulgaris subsp. vulgaris (sugar beet), 649 nucleotides. Its product is annotated as 60S ribosomal protein L36-2. Gene Ontology annotation, molecular function: structural constituent of ribosome. Gene Ontology annotation, biological process: cytoplasmic translation. The transcript is spliced from 4 exons. The record is from RefSeq and is a predicted model, not a curated record. Lineage: Eukaryota; Viridiplantae; Streptophyta; Magnoliopsida; Caryophyllales; Amaranthaceae. Gene Ontology annotation, cellular component: cytosolic large ribosomal subunit; ribosome. The coding region runs from base 159 to 491 and encodes 110 amino acids.
CCAUCCUAAAACCAUUCUGACCGUUAGAUACAGAAAAAACUAAUCCAACGGAUGAAAGAAAAACCCUAACUACAUCAAAACCAUUUGUAGUUGCCUCCUUUCUUUGUGUUUUUCCUCAUUUUCUUCUCUCAGAUCUUCCAAACUUCACUAUCCAGGUAAUGGCUCCUAAACAGCCGAACACGGGUCUUUUUGUUGGCCUUAACAGGGGUCACAUCGUCACCAAGAAGGAAUUGGCCCCAAGGCCAUCUGAUAGAAAAGGGAAAACAAGUAAGAGGGUCCACUUUGUGAGGAGUCUCAUCCGAGAGGUCGCUGGUUUUGCUCCAUAUGAGAAGAGAAUCACUGAGCUGUUGAAGGUUGGUAAGGACAAGCGUGCCUUGAAGUUGGCUAAGAGAAAGCUCGGAACACACAAGAGGGCAAAGAGGAAGAGAGAGGAGAUGUCCACUGUUCUCAGGAAGAUGAGGUCUGCUGGAGGUGCAGAGAAAAAGAAGUGAUCUAUUCUACAAGGAGUUCCGUUUUACUUAACUUUAUAGUUGUGGUAGUAUUAUGACUCUUUGCUCUAGACUUUGCAUGUUGAGUUAAAAUUUUGUAGUUGGGUAUUUGAAUGUUUUCCAAUUCACCAUUAAUGGGUACGGAGUUAAACUUGUGUUCA